Messenger RNA from Coregonus sp. 'balchen', 21328 nucleotides. NCBI's taxonomy places the organism in Eukaryota, Metazoa, Chordata, Actinopteri, Salmoniformes, Salmonidae. The record is from the annotation of a GenBank genome assembly.
AUGACUCAUGGUUCUCACCAGAGCACAACCCUCAGGGUCCACAUCCUGUAUAAUGCCAGGGUAAGGAUCCCCAUCAUACCGUACCACACACCAACUUCCAAUCAGUCCCUCAUGCAGGUCUAUGAUGGGUUGAGAUGUGCUGGUAAGUGUGCUUGAACUUGGUGAUCCCAAUGCAGUCUCCAUGCGGGUGUAUUUGAGUUUGUCGGCCCUUGUCAUGUUUGUCCUGAUUAGUUUUGUAGAGAAUCCAAACUCCUUCUUGGCCAUGGUGACCAGGCGGUAUUUUUUUAAGAUCUUGCCAGCCACAAGUUUGGAGAUCAGUUGCCGAGCUUUACGAUUGUCAACAUUCUGAUACUUUUUUCUUAUUUCUGACAUAAUGGUGUUAUGGAAUAGGAGUGUCUUCUUUAAUUGCUUGCUUUCUUGCUGCAUCUGUUGCUUUGUUUUCAUUUUAGGUGACUCUAGGAUCCCCAGGUUCUUCUUCAGUCGAUUACUUCUUUUUUUGUAUUUUUCAACUUUUCUGAGGGCAUCCUCAAGCUUUUGUUUAAUGUCAUUAAGAUCUCUGUACACCUUUGCUUUUGCCUUCGCAACCUUUUUUCUCCCUCUUUUCCUCUGUGGAGUUCUCUCUGGUGUAGGCUCACACAGCUGAGGUGUUUCAGGGAUGUCUUCUGCAUUAACACUCAUGUUGUCUGGUGAUGGUGGUGGUGUUGUAUGUGCCAUGAAACUAUUCACUGCUGAGACCAUUUUCCAUUUCCUACGUCUGUUUCGUUGAGAAAUUCGCCACUGUCUUCUCAUUUUUCGUUGUUCUCUUUUCGGCAUUUCUGUCACAGAUUUAACAACACCUUGUUGCUUUUUCUUCAGGUAUCUUUCUCUGUCCUUCUUGAGGGACUCUGCAUAUUUAAGUGGAUCUGAUUUUAUUCUUUCUCUGUAUGAUCUUGACCUCUGUGCUGUGGUAUUGCUUGCCAUCUUAAAGAAAGAGCCAAGACAUCAUGUCAAACCUACUUAUCUAUUGUUCUCUUAUUUACCAACAAUAUUGUAAUAUUGUUAAAACUGUUUUUGAAUUUAGUAUCAGUAUUAUAGCCCAAAUAAUUUGCUGUUUAGCACGAACAAUGUCAUUUCCACCACAACCUGUCUUUACCACCACAAUGAACACCGUGGUGGAAAUGACUGUGGUGGAAAUGACAUUUCCCCACUUUCCCUCUAAAAUCUCAUGCUAUGUUAGCCUGCUAAUAUUAGUUUUAGAGUUAGCAUUAAAUAUACACAAAUUACACAUUAUUAAAUUAAAUGUAUCCAGUUAUUUUUACGUCCAUGUGAAAUAUGAGCUGUUUGGAAAUGACGACCAAUAAACAUACUCUCAGUUUUACUCAUAUUUACCUUGAUUUUUCUUCUUUUCAUUACCCCCUGUAGAGGACACCAUUUCAUCCAGCCAUGUGUUCCACUGUGGAGUUUCUGUUGCUAUGGUUACUAAAUAUACAAACCUAAAACACUGAUCCCAGGAUUCUAUUUUGUACAGUGUGGUGGAAAUGACAGUGACCCCAAGGGACAAGGGUUCUAUUUAUGAAAAAUAUAGGAAAAUGUGAAUAUGUAUCACAAUAUAUAAUAUGUAGAAUUGAAAUAAAUGGUAUUUUAUCAUUUGUACUUGAAAUCUACAUUAUUUAAAUAUUUAAUUUAGAAUUAAGCGAGGUUGAAGAUACAAAGUCUGGCUUAGGGACAGAGGGAAAACAGUAAAAACCAUGCAUAAAAGGCCUCAUAUUAUAUAAUAAAAAGAAUGAUUGAGCCAUGAUACAUUUUUUAUAAGUUCCCCUUAGGGUGGAGUAAGUAUGACAAAAACAAAAAAGAAGAAAUGUUUUUUAGUUUUUAUUAUUUCAUCCAGGGACAAGAAAAGUACCAUAGUUAAAGAAUCACCCUUAAUAAUCUAAUGCUAAAUUGCAGGUUUUGCAGAAUAUAUUGUUGUCUGCAAAGAGCGUCCCAGCGGGGUAUUGGCGUGCUCUUUUUUUCAAGAGAUAUUCUAAUUUUGAAUGUUUUUCUUCUUCUGGUUGGAUUAAUAGUCUCUCCCCUUUAACUGUCCUAAUUGCCCCAUUUUUAUAACCCCAGAUGAUCAGGGGUUGAGUCUGUUGGAGCGAAUCAGUUUGAGCAAAGUGAGGUGUAGAAUCACUGAUCUACAAAUACUAGAAUUGCAGAAAAUGAUAUUUUAAAAUGAUAUUUAAAAGUGUGUGAACAGUAUGCGGUCGCAUGGGUCGCGAGGUGAGGGUUUGUUACUACGCCGAUAAAUGCCAACAUCCAUCCGGACCUUUGCCACCUAGGACAUUUGUGUGACAGACCAUCUCAAAUAGUACUUGAGUACCCCUACUAUAGGCCUACAACACAUACAUGGCUCCUAGCCUCCCAUGCAUAAGGCUACUUUCUGUCCCUAACACUAAAACUAAAACUAAAUUAUAUAAAACUAAAUAGAAAUGGUUUUCAGCAAACUGAAACUGAAUAAAAACUAGUAAAUCAAGUCUAAAAAAUUACUGCAAACUAAACUGAAUUUCAAAUAAAAAUAAAAUAACGAAUAGAAAUUAAAACAAAUAGAAAAUCACAAAACUAUAAUAACCUUGCUCCAAAGACAUACAGACCACCCAAAGUAAAAACAGAGAGUGUGUUUAAUCCUAAAAAUGAUCCACACUGGGUUUUGGCUGUUACACAACUUUGUAUUCUCUAACAAACUGUCUGCCAUAGACAUAGUUAUGUGUCAGGUUUAGCUUUAGGGACACAGAGCCCUCCCCUACACACACAGGGGAAUCAUGUGGUUUGGAUUAGACUGUAGUGAUGUGCCACUGAUGUAGCCUAGACCCUGGUGCCACACCAUCUGAAGCUUAGCAGUCCAUUGUAAAUUAGAGGGCACAAUAACAGUUUCUUAAACAUCUUAGACUAGGAACAACAAGGUAUAGAGGAUUUUUUUUGGUAUGGGUUUAUUGAUAGACAGACAGAAAGGCUGGCAAACAGACAAACAUACAGACAGACCUUUUAAGGAGUGGAAGAGGGAUGAUAACAUGGGUGAUCUUUUGAUCACACACACACACACACACACACACACACACACACACACACACACACAUACAGCGUCAGUGGAGUUUGUCUGGAUUGUGAAUGACUCACAUCCUCUCAGCCUUUGACCUCAUGAGAAGGGAUGUGGAGUUUUCUUCACUUCCAGGAAUUGAGUUGGAUGCUUCCCCUUCUGUCAUACUGUAAGGAGGUGUGGUGUAGUGUAGACUGUAUGUACCCACCUUGUAUGCUUUCAGAUUCACUAUGAGGAACACAGUGGAUUGGAUGGGAGGGCGGCUUGUACUGUACUUGCCAGGUGGAAGUAAAUGCUGCUAUGUUAAUGGUUGGAAAGAGUCUCAUGGUGUUGAUUUGUCCCCCUCCCAUUUUCCCAAGCAAACAUAGUUCUAUGAGCACAGCACAUAGCAGUGCCAGACAGCAAAGUGUUACUGAGGAGAUGUAAAAGAGGGAAGUUGAAACAAGCAUCAAGAAACAAGAGAGGAGUGAUAAGAAAAACUUGAAGGUAUGUAAUGUGCCUGAGCUUUCUAUGGGGGUAGAGGUGAUCAUUUUUUAAAAUAUUUUAUUGUGUAGAAAGGCUUAUCCUAGUAUUUAGAGAUCUUUCUGGAAAUACUGAUUUGAAAGUCAGCAGGUAUGUUGGAUGCCCAAUUUGGGUGCAAUCUUUUUAGUCUUUUGCUCAAGUCAUUUCCUAUUAUUUAAAUAUUUGAUUGUAGAGUCAGUCAUACGUUGCUGGCAAUUUCCAAAAUGUGUUGUCUGAGGUGAUAUUUUGAUUAUAUGUGUGUGGUGUUUGAUCAGUGGACAAAGCAAUAGAGAAAGUGUUAAAGGUACAAUGCAGCCGUUUUUAUCUCAAUAUCAAAUAAUUUCUGGGUAAUAAUUAAGUACCUUACUGUGAUUGUUUUCAAUUAAAAUGGUCAAAAAGAAACAAAAAUAAAUUCUUAGCAAAGAGCUAUUUCUGAAGCAAUAAUUUUGCUAGGACUGUCUGGGAGUGGUUUGAGUGGGGAGGGAGAAACUGAAAACUAGCUGUUAUUGGCAGAGAAGUUUGAAACUCUCUUUCUUAUUGGUCUAUUAACUAAUUUACUGCCUGGUGAUGUCACCAGGUAGGCUAAAACUCCAUCCCACCAAACAGUCUGAAAUUUCAGGGGCUCUUUUCAAGCAGCUCUUACACUAAAAGGGCAUUAUUAUCAUUUUCACAAGUUCACAGUAUUAUUCCAACUUCAUAGUUUAUAAAUAUACUGUAUAUAAAACAAAGGAAAACCACGUUUUUGACUGCACUGGGCCUUUAAGGAUAGCCUAUAUUCAUUUACAUUACAUUUACGUCAUUUAGCAGACGCUCUUAUCCAGAGCGACUUACAAAUAGGAUCCAGAGCAGCAUAUUUGGAUUAAUGCCAACCUGCUAAAUGGGGACUUUUUUUGCUGACCUCACUACUAUUAACGUUAUUCAUAAUAAUGGUGGUUUAUCUGCUGGUCAGGUGGAUGUGUGCAAGGUGUCUCAUAUUUCUCAUUACCAAGGAAAAGUAUAGUCUAGGUCUACCUGUCUCACCAUAUCUCUGUUUUAAAAGGAAAUUUAAACCAAUAGGCUAGUUCGACAGUACUGUAUAAGUUAGCUCAUUAAACUGUACAGAACCCUAGAGGCUAUUGCCUAACUAGAAUCCUCAACAUCCUCCACAUAGGCUAAUUGUUUUUGUACUGUGAACCAUGUGUAAUUCUGAAAUGACAGUUGAAAUGAAAGUGCAUACUGUAUAACAGUAAGGGUGAGAGUGAAUGCAGGAAUCUGCUUGCCCUGGCUUCCAGACAGAAAGGCUGUGUGACGUCCCAGGAAACAAGUGGGCACUUCACUGUCUCUGUAUGACACUGAGAAAGAUGACCAGGCAAGGCCUGUGUCUGCUGGGAGUAGCUUGGGGGAUUCAAGUUCAUGAGUUCAGUGUCUCAAUGAGAGGCCUGAGUUGGAUGAGUAGCUGCUGUGUGCUGGCAACUGCCUUACUCCUUGCUGAUUUAUUCAUCCACAGGAACCAUGAGUCAUCCUACACAAUAGUGGCCUACUGUCACUCACUGCAGACUCCUCAUGCCAUAGACCUAUGGCUCACACACAUAGUCUUCUCACACAUGCUGAGAUACGAGAAGUAUGAUUGUCUAGGGUAGAAUCUUCUUUUUGUUACUUUAAUUGUGAGGUAAAUGUAAUAUCCUAUGUUUUUUUCUUCCUCUCCAGCCAGCUAGAGCAGUUUUUCCCUGAGAACAACCGAGAUGACCGUCGCUCCGUUCAGUCGCAAACAGUGGGCCUCCCAGUCCCUCAGAGUCACAGCUAAUGAGUUGUCCAUAGUCGGCACCAGAGGCAAGAACAAUGCCAUCGCUGAGCGCUUCUCGAAGUAAGUGGCGUACAGUAGUAUCAAAGAUAUGAAUAACUAACCCAAGAUAGUUCAUCUGUGUCAUUUACAGUGGGAGCAAAUUAAGCAUAGUGGGCAGAAUAAACAAGGAGGCGGGCAAAGCAUAAGCUAGCGAGUUCCUAUUGGCGCGUUGUAGUAUUUAUUUGCAUAUUUCUGUUAGGGAACGCCUCCUCUGUGAAGUGUGCACAAACUCAAUUCGACCUUGCACUCCUAAACAACGCAAUUUAAAAAAAAAAGACUUUGGCAAAGCGUAAAGUCUAUAAAACUUUGGGCACUGUGUUCGUAACAGAUUCUAGUUUUGGGAACAGAAAACGGUAUUGAGAUCAGAUGUUUCAUCGAAGAGAAAACGAGCAGAAUUUCGGCCCAAUUUCACCUAGUUCCAUUCUCUCCCACUACCGGACUUCCUCUCACUACCAUAUGCUUCAGUUUUAUAGCCCCUGUGACUUGUCUGGGUUACCCUUUCGGUCUGUGGUAGUAUUGCUCUCAUUCAUCUUUACUGUUACUCACUUUCUCUUCUUGUUCUCUGAUUCAAUUACUCUUCACAUGUAAAGUCACCCAGUUGUAUAUAUUGCUCUCACUCUCGUCCUAUUGUACAUACGCUCGUACUUGUUCCAGGGUAGAAACGCAAAUACUCACUUCAGUGUUAGGCUCCUACUGACCACUGAUAACUUUUUCCAUCCCAGUCCGUUCUGCUGCCUGAAACCAUAGUAUUAGAUCACACACUCCCUCCCACUCAAUGUCCUCUCCAGUGUCUUCUGGAUCAGUACAAGAUAAGAAAAUUACACCAGCAAUAUUUUGAAACUAGAUUUAAUAACAUUGCAGAUUUUUUACUAGCCUGAGUGCAAGUCUGCUUGUGCUAUCAUGCCAACUCAUUGUCACUCAUUGUCAUGGAGUAGCCAAGAGCACAAACAGAUCUGGGACCAGGCUAGAGUUUUACCAGUUUGUCUAUCCAAAUGUGGAAACAGCACUGGCUAUUACAGCCAUGAUACAGCCAUUAAUGUCGGAGAUUAGAUUGGUCCCUUCUCCAUACCUCUCUGCUUUUUAACAGUUUUUCCUUUGUCAUUUGUUUUUAUUUCCCGUGUCUGACCACUAGGGGUCAGCGGUGCUCCAUUGUUAUGUGUAUAGGUCUAGUUGUAUUUAGAAGUGAUCCAAACUCAGAAGUAGUACAGAUUACUUUGUUUCUCCCACCUUCAUGGCAGCUUUGUUGAACUCUUAGCUAUAGACAGGGCUGUAAACUGCACUGCCUAUAAACUGAUCUGCCUCCAUUAUGUAGGCCUCACAACCCCCUCUAUCCUCUUCCAAGGUACCAACUGGCUGCAGAGGAAUGCAACUCAGAGAGGAAGAAAGCAGUAAGUACCCAGUCAAGUUUGAAGGGACUAAUAUCUAACAAAGCUAGAUAUAUUGGGAUGAAUCUCUCUCUCUCUCUCUCUCUCUCUCACUCACUCACUCACUCACUCACUCACUCACUCCUCACUCACUCACUCACUCACUCACUCACUCACUCACUCAGUCACUCAGUCACUCAGUCACUCACUCACUCACAGGGCUAAACACCCACAGUCAUGCCUGUCCACAAAUUGCACUUGGAGGCUACACUAGUAAAGCUUUAAUCCUUCUUCAGAGACUUUAAUCUGAAGGUAGAUAAUACCCCACCUCUGUUGCUCCUAGUACCUCGCAUCACUUCUGUGCUUCUGUUACAGACCUGAUCAAAAAACACUGGGUGGUCACUCACUUCACAGGCAUGAAGGACUACAAUGUAAUGCCAGAUCCACACCUGGGCAAUACAGACACUCUUCCUAGUGGUCUGUUGGCUGGGCCUGGGAAUGUCACCUGCGGGGAUAUAAACAAACAGCAGGGAAUUGAGUUAUUUUCAUUAAGCUUUUUAAAUCCCAGGUAUGUGUCUGGAAUAAGUAGACUGUCAGCUGUUGUACUGUAUUGAGAGCAAUGCUUGAAGUAUUGUUUGGGUGCCGGACGGUACUGUUCAUAUUUUUAAGCCUAUAUUCUAUAAGAGGGACCGGUACUAAAGCAUUAGAACAUGUUCCAGCCCAAUUCAAUCACUGAUUUAUAGGGUGCAUGUUCUGGGUGUUGGCCUAUGUAGAAUUUAGUAAUUUCAAGGUACUUUCAAGGUAUUUAGUGCGAAAAACAAAUUUUCUGCUACAAUUAUGUACAUUGUCACCGUUAGCAGAGACUCAGGGCAUUUCGAAGAACGUAACAUAAGAAAAUCUGUUAGUCUUCACAGUUGGGGAGGGGACAUGCUGCUGGUCUCUGUCAUCAAACAGUUAAUGUCUCCAAAAUGUACAAUUUCCUGCUUUCUCAUUUUUGGAAUUUUCCCCUUCUUUCAACAGACCUUUUCUGUUUCCGUUUUUUUUCGUCUCUCUCUUACAUCCUUUUUCUUUCCUCUCUCUCUCUCUCUCUCUCUCUCUCUCUCUCUCUCUCUCUCUCUCUCUCUCUCUCACUCUCUUCCACUCUGUGAUCUCUAUUUCUCUCCCUCCUUCCUUCUCUGUGUUUCUCUCAUGCUCUCUCCUGGUGUAGGGGGGUGGGCUAGCUAGCUCCUUCAUACAGAUCUUUUCUAAAGGCUCACAUCUGGGAGAGUUUUUAUAAUUUCCACCCAACAGACACAGAGCCAACUGGAUCUCCAGGUUACCAGGCUUUCCAAGGUUUUUACUCUUUUUCUUUGACAAAAGGAGACAGAUGGUAGUGAAGGGAAAACUAUGACUUUUAGUGUCCUUGUUUCUCAUUCAUUUUAAUGGCUGUGAAACUUUUAGCUCCACUUAUCUUACUUUUACAGUUUAUGGUUGUUGUCUAAACAGAGGACAAUGCCAUUUGAUGAGCAUGAGAAACUGUGUAGUCAUAGCCAGGUUGGGUUAACCAGGGAGAGGUCUGGUAGAAAGAUGCUACUCAGGUUGAAUGCUAACGGUAGCUGUAUUAGUAGCUAUGGAAGAAAUCGGAGACCAACUCUUGUCUCCUGAAACAAUUGAUGUGGCUGUAACACUGGUAUCUGUUCUGUAUUUUUUCCCCUCCUCAUCCUGUUAUUACAUAGCAUUCCUCAGCUCUUCUAUUUUAGAUGACACAAAACAAAAAAAGUAAUUAUCGUCUCUUAAGUAUCUAAGUUAUGGAUUCAGGCAGUUGGGAUGCUUCUGGAAUGUGUCAGUGAUUAUGAUCUGUUAGUCAGACUGAUAAUGUCUGUCUUUACCCCCUACUCCAGGCUGCAGAGCCGUUGCCACAGACUCUCCGCAGUUGCAACCUGAGUGUGUUGAAGAAGCAUUGGGAGCAGUCUGACCAGUCAGCCACACCCUGUAUCCCGCUACCCCACACUCACGGCUUACUCCCCUCAGAUCCUAAAGCCAAGCACCAGAUCCAGACCCAGCCCCAGGCAACUCAGGCCCAGCCACCUCUCUCACCAGCCCCCAGCCACAAUACUAGUCCCACAGCCGUAGAGGACCAGGCAGGAUCAGGUAUGGAGAGGAGAUGGCAGCAGAGAGACCCAGAGAGGCAGGAGAGAGGAGCAGCAGUAGAAGUGCCUUGUGUCCCCAGUGAGAAGCCCAACAUACCCCUCAACAACCUCAAGAUGAUGUUUGAGAAAGGAGAGAACCGUCAGAACAAAGUAAGUCCAAACGUACUGAUUUACAAGCUACAUGCCCCCAAUUAUUUUAAUAGGAUACAUUUUAUUUUUCUGCCAUUUUCGCCACAUAAAUGAUAAGAAAUUAGAAUGGCUAAACAGGUACAAAGCUGACGAAGUACUGCAAAGUGCAUCGUUUGUAAAAAUCUUUUAUUUUUAUCAAAGUCGUUUGUUUCUUCAAAUCUGUGGUUUCCACAUGUAUUUUGGAGAAACACUUGUAUAUUGUUUAAGUAUUAGAAGUCCAGUGUAGUCAUGUGGAUCAGGAUCAGGUGUUGUGAGGCAUUCUGCUCUGUGACAGUGACUUACUUAAAAAAAAAUAUAUAUAUAUAUUGGGGUGUAGAUCAGCUUUAAUAUUGCAGAUAGAUUGUAGUUUCCAUCAAUGUAAUUGUCUGCAUAAUUUCCAAACCACCAUAUAUUUUUUGGGGAAAUAUAUACAGUACCAGUCAAAAGUUUGGACACACCUACUCAUUAAAGGGUUUCUCUUUAUUUUUCAUUGUAGAAUAAUAAUGAAGACAUCAAAAAUAUGAAAUAACACAUAUGGAAUCAUGUAGUAACCAAAAAAGUGUUAAACAAAUCAAAAUGUAUUUAAUAUGUGACAUUCUUCAAAUAGCCACCCUUUGCACACUCUUGGCAUUCUCUCAACCAGCACUUGUUGCCCUUUUUUCCUUCACUCUAAUGUCCAACUCAUCCCAAACCAUCUCAAUUGGGUUGAGGUCGGGUGAUUGUGGAGGCCAGGUCAUCUGAUGCAUCACUGUCCUUGGUCAAAUAGCCCUUACACAGCCUGGAGGUGUGUUUUGGGUCAUUGUCCUGUUGAAAACAAAUGAUAGUCCCACUAAGCGCAAACCAGAUGGGAUGGCAUAUCGCUGCAGAAUGCUGUGGUAGCUAUGCUGGUUAACUGUGCCUUGAAUUCUAAAUAAAUCACAGACAGUGUCACCAGCAAAGCACCAUCACACCUCCUCCUCCAUGCGUCACGAUGGGAACCACACAUGCGGAGAUCAUCCAUUCACCUACUCUGCGUCUCACAAAGACACGGCAGUUGGAACCAAAAAUCUCAAAUUUGGACUCAUCAGACCAAAGGACUAGUGUCCAUUGUUCGUGUUUCUUGGCCUAAGCAAGUCUCUUCUUCUUAUUGGUGUCCUUUAGUAGUGGUUUCUUUGCAUCAAUUUGACCAUGAAGGCCUGAUUCACACAGUCUCCUCUGAACAAUUGAUGUUGAAAUGUGUCUGUUACUUGAACUCUGUGAAGCAUUUAUUUGGGCUGAAAUCUGAGGUGCAGUUAACUCUAAUGAACUUAUCCUCUGCAGCAGAGGUAACUCUGGGUCUUCCUUUCCUGUGGCGGUCCUCAUGAGAGCCAGUUUCAUCAUAGUGCUUGAUGGGGCUAAUUUCUGAAUACCAGCACUACCUUGUCACAACACAACUGAUUGGCUCAAACGCAUUAAGAAGGAAAGAAAUUCCACAAAAUCACUUUUAAGAAGGCACACCUGUUAAUUGAAAUGCAUUCCAGGUGACUACCUCAUGAAGCUGGUUGAGAGAAUGCCAAGAGUGUGCAAAGCUGUCAUCAAGGCAAAGGGUGGUUACAACAUGAUUCCAUAUGUGUUAUUUCAUAGUUUUGAUGUCUUCAGUAUUAUUCUACAAUAUAGAAAAUAGUAAAAAUAAAGAAAAACCAUGGAAUGAGUAGGUGUCCAAACUUUCAAGGUAUAUAUAUAUGUAUACACACACAGUGCAUUCGGGAAAGUAUUCUGACCCAUUGACUUGUUCCACAUUUUGUUACGUUACAGCCUUAUUCUAAAAUGGAUUAAGUAAAUUAAAAAGUAAAAAUAGGUUUUUAGAAAUGUUUGCAAAUUUAUAUAUAUUUUUUAAACACUGAAAUACCUUACUUACAUAAGUAUUCAGACCUUUUGCAAUGAGACUCGAAAUUGAGCUCAGGUGCAUCCUGUUUCCAUUGAUAUACAACUUGAUUGGAGUCCACCUGUGGUAAAUUCAAUUGAUUGGACACGAUUUGGAAAGGCACACACCUGUCUAUAUAAGAUCCCACAGUUGACAGUGCAUGUCAGAGCAAAAACCAAGCAAUGAGGUCAAAGGAAUUGUCCGUAGAGCUCUGAGACAGGAUUGUCGAGGCACAGAUCUGGGGAAGGGUACCAACAAAUUUCUGCAGCAUCGAAGGUCCCCAAGAACACAGUGGCCUCCAUCAUUCUUAAAUGGAUAAAGUUUGGAACCACCAAGACUCUUCCUAGAGCUGGCCGCCCGGCCAAACUGAGCAUUCAGGAGAGAAGGGCCUUGGUCCGGGAGGUGACCAAGAAUCCGAUGGUCACGCUGACAGAGCUCCUUAGUUUCUCUGUGGAGAUGGGAAAACCUUCCAGAAGGACAACCAUCUCUGCAGCACUCCUCCAAUCAGGCCUUUAUGGUAGAGUGGCCAGAUGGAAACCACUCCUCAGUAAAAGGCACUUGACAGCCCGCUUGGAGUUUGCCAAAAGACACCUAAAGGACUCUCAGACCAUGAGAAACAAGAUUCUCUGGUCUGAUGAAACCAAGAUUGAACUCUUUGGCCUGAAUGCCAAGCGUCACGUCUGGAGGAAACCUGGCACCAUCCCUAUGUUGUAGCAUGGUGGUGGCAGCAUCAUGCUGUGGGGAUGUUUUUCAGCGGCAGGGACUGGGAGACUAGUCAGGAUCGAGGGAAAGAUUAAUGGAGCAAAGUACCUGCUCCAGAGUGCUCAGGACCUCAGACUGGGGCGAAGGUUCACUUUCCAACAGGAUAACGACUCUAAGCACACAGCCAAAACAACCCAGGAGUGGCUUCGGGACAAGUCUCUGAAUGUCCUAGAGUGGCCCAGCCAGAGCCCGGACUUGAACCCGAUCGAACAUGUAUGGAGAGACCUGUAAAUAGCUGUGCAGCGACGCUCCCCAUCCAACCUGACAGAGCUUGAGAGGAUCUGCAGAGAAGAAUGGGAGAAACUCCCCAAAUACAGGUGUGCCAAACUUGUAGCGUCAUACCCAAGAAGACUCGAGGCGGUAAUCGCUGCCAAAGGUGCUUCAACAAAGUACUGAGUAAAGGGUCUGAAUACUUACGUAAAUUAUGUAUUUCCGUUAUUUAUUUUUUUAAAUACAUUUUUAAAAAUGUCUAAACCUGUUUUUGCGUUGUCAUUGUGUGUAGAUUGAUAAGGGGAAAACUUUAAUCCAUUUUAGAAUAAGGCUGUAACAUAACAAAAUGUGGAAAAAGUCAAGGGGUCUGAAUACUUUCCGAUUGCACUGUAUAUCCUUUAAAAAUAUAUUUUCCUUUAUUAUUUUCCCCUAAUCCUACCACCCCUUCCCUAAUUGGAGUAAACUAAUGGACAACAACACUUAGGCUUCUACUUCCAGCUUAUACAUACUAUAUAGAUUUUACAGACACAAUGUAUUUGACAAUAGUUAUCUUUUAUUUGUAUUUUAAUCCCAUCCUUCAACUACCCUCAACCCCUCCCAUCUAUCUCUUAACACCAUAUUUUUCAACUGUGCUGUGAUGUUUCACAAAAGUUCGGAACCUUUCUAUUUUCAGAGUCUAUACAGAUUGCAAACCAAAGAUAAACACCUUUGCUAAAAGUAUUAUUAUAUUAUUGAUCGAUUGACUAGGACAUUUCAAAUCACCCAGCAGUGACAGUGACUUAGAUGUGUUUGCUAAGGAAAGGCCCCAUGAAGCAGCCCUAUGAAUUGUAGUGCUUCAAAUGACUUUUUCUGAAUAUGUAGCAUUGUGGUUGAGACAACAGGUCUGUGUGUCGUCAAUGUUCCUGUUCUAGAAGUAAAGAAUGUUGUGCUGUGUGUUCUCCAGGGGUCAGAGCCCUCCUGGGGGCUGCUGCCAGUCACAUGCACCACUCUGAGUUUUCUCAUCUCACUACAGUACAUUCCUACAGAUGGGCUAGAUAUAACCAUGCCCUGAGGCAGAUAGGAGGGUAGGAGGGGGGGCUUCAAAACAACCACUGUCCUCCUCCUCACACUCCCUUUGGGGGUUAACAAUAGAAAAGUGGAUAAGCUUGUUUAAAAGCAAAGGAUCCUUUUAACACUUUUUACUCUAGACUAAUAGUCUAUAUUUCGUUUAUUUUCCCUGGCUUGUAUGAAAUGUUAGGUGUUGGAAAUGAAAGGCCAGACUUUCAAUUGAACUUUCUUAUGAGUUAGGGUUUUUGGUUGAGUGUUGAUCAAGAUUCAGACCUGUGGGUUAGCUAGCUUACUGGUCGGUAUUUGAACAUGGGCACCCGCCUGGACACCAGAUCAGAGGAUUGUUUUGUAGCGGCUUAACGAGUUGCCUCGCCACACCCCAGCUGGCUGAACUUUCCUUCCUUAAGCACAUUAGCAGCCCUCUCUCGAUCUCUCUCUUUCUAUCUCUCUCGCUUUCUCUCUCUCCCAGCUGAAAGCCAGGAAGUGACCUGGGCUCGCCCCACAUACCCCCACACCCAGACCUGCCCCUGGCCUCGACCCACACCUCCAUACCCAGCCCUGUGCCUGGCUCCCUGCUCCUUGGCCUGUAGGCCUAGCCCCUCUCCUCCUCACUUCUCUUCCAGGGGUGGUGAUGUCAUGGGGCAGGCAUUGCACAUGACUGCAGUAGAGAUGAGAAACUGAGCCUCCUCAGAUAACUCUUCCUCCUCCCCUGGUCCUCUCUGGUUUAUCAAAGCAAGGCCUUCUCCUUCUCCCCCUCCUCUCCCCUUACUCCCCCUCCUCUCGCUGGAGGAGACGGUCAUGAGGGAGAGGCACUGUGAAAUUAAUUGACCCAACUUCAUCCCCCCGUCACCCCCUCCCUCUUUAGCCCCCCACUCCCCUCCAUAUGCCCCCAUGAAGGCCUUCCCUCUGCUCCUCUCUCUCUGUGUGACUGUGACAAGGCAGAAAGGAAGGAGGCACCAGUCCAGUCGUGGUCCCUGCUCUGCUCUGUCAGGCAGCCCAGUCCAGUGGAGACACAGUCUAAUGAACACAAUUGAGUUAGCUGCUGUUGAUGUUCCAAACUCCUCCAGGACAGGUAUGAGUGCUCCAGCGUUAACAGUCUUCUCCUCUCCUCCACUUGUGCUCCGGUCCGCUUCUCCCUGUAGCUCCUAGCGUUGCUUUGCGAGAGGUAAAUAUGUAUAUAUUCUUUCUUUGUUUGGUCUCAAACCCCUCGACCUCGGACCUCCUUAAGCUCACUUUGAUUAUUGCGGCUCUGAAACAGUCUCCGCUUUAUAUCUGGGGUUUGCUUUCUUUGCUUGUUGUUGGAUUAGUAUAUUUGUAUUAGGUUUUUAUACCUGUGGAUAUAAUCCUUUGAUGGGAGGGCUAGCAUAUACACUGACUACACUAUGGUUUAUGAAAGUACUGGUCUGUCAGUGAAUGGGGCUUUUCAAGGUCUUUAUAUGUUUUUGUCAAUGGUGGUUUUGUGCUAUAUGUAUCCUUGCCUACAACUCACUGAUUUGAAUUGGUAUUUUUUGUUAUUGUUCUGGGGCCCAGGCAGCCAGCCGGCAGGCGGUAGGCUUUAGGGAGGAGCCUCAGUCUGUCUCCAGGGUUUUUUAAAUUGUCAGUGGGAUUAGUUUCAGAGCUCUUUGCCUGGCCCGCUGAUCAGUUCCUCCCUCUCUAAGCUCAGCUGCCUUCUUGACGUUUGUUUGUUUACAUCCUCCUCCUGCUCCCCCAUAUUGUUGAGGCACCACCAUGACCACCGUCUGGAGAGGAUAGGAGAGGGGUUGAGUGGAGAGGGAUCAGGCUGAAGAGUGGUCAGGCUUGGGAGGGGGCCUCCGGCUGCGUUAGAGAGGGGUCUCUCUGCCUGGGGUCCGUCUGGGCCAGCUGGGGUCUGGCUUCCUUAAUCCACUCUGGAGGAUGGAACAGCACGUAUCACCCCUUUCUGCGAAUGCAAAUCUAAAAUCCAGACUGCCACGAAUGCACAACUCUAUAAAGACUUUUCCCCUUUGCAUUUCAGGGUUUAAUCCACCAUUUGCCUCCUCAUCUCUCUCUCUGUCUCUCUGUCUCUCUGUCUCUCUGUCUGUCUGUCUGUCUGUCUGUCUGUCUAUUAUAAGGCUGUGCCCGGUGCUGUCCCAGCCGACCAGGGCUUUGUGGCACCCUGCUGCUCCUCUAAUCUCUGAUACUGAUCACACACCGGCUUACAGACACAAGCGGUACAGACGGAUAGGAGGCAGGAGACAGGGUGCGUCCCAAAUGGCACUCUAUUCCCUACAUAGUGCACUACUUUUGACCAGAGCCCUAUUUGCCCUUGUCAAAAGUAGUGCCCUAUAUAGGCAACACGGCACCAUUUGGGGCUCACCCAGAGGCUGUUCUUGCAUUGAGCGGGUAGAGGCCAGGUGAAGCCAGGCUUAACUUGAGUCUCUGCUGCUACAGGUGUGCCAAGAACAGUAUGUCUUCUCCUCUUGGCUUUUACCACUGACCUUUGCUCUAUGAAAUCCCUCUCUCACCGAUGGCCUGAUCGCUGAAACAAAAGUUGGUUGAAUAGCAGGCAGCCACUCUGUCCUGUCUUCAGCUGUGUUCAGAAUGCGCUGUGCUGUGUGUCAGGCAGGAGGGUGACAGGUGAGUCUUCUGUCUGUUGCUGGUGUUGACUGGGGUGUGUGACUGUGGACAGGAAGACAGACUGGGGUGUCUGCCUUGCCUUUUCUCCGUAAGGCUCUAUCUGCCUCAGGCUCUAGCUCACUGAGCUCAUAAGGGGAUUAGAGUAGAGAGGGCUGGGCUGAGCAGGAGAGGCAGACAGCCGGGACGGAGGCUGGACAACAAGCCAGGCUGAUACUGCAGCUGACGCACUGACUGACAGGCUGCCACACCUCCUCUCUCCACUCACCUAUUUUCUUCUCAUCUCUCCUCUAUACUCCUCUCCACUCUUCUCACUGUCAGAGCACUGGGCUCAGAGCUGCCUGAUGGGUGGCCCUGGUUCUCCCCUGCUGUGAGUUUAUGCUAGCCUAGAGCUAACCACGUGAGCAUCAUAUGGUUCUGUGUGCAAACCACGAGGCAUGUGCUGCUGGCCUUAUUCAGUAUGUUCAUAGCCUGCUCAAUCUACAAUGCAAAGGGUACCAUAAUGGAAUAUACUGUCCUGAUAGUGUGGCUUGGUUCUGUGUUUCCAGGUGUCCAGAGAGCCUGUGAGGAUUGGAGGGACCGGAGGCAUAACUGACAACAUGGAUCAGCUACUUGGAGGUACUAUUACACUGAGAGAGGACUCUCUCUCUCUCUCUCGCUCUCUCACACGGGAUGGGACACCAGAGUUAAAGGUAGAUGUACUGUUCUCCAUGAGGAUGCACAUAUUGUUUCACCAGGCUAGAGAGGAGUACAGACAGACUAAGCAGACUACUUCCUUCCUUUAACUGUAAUGUAUCAGUGGUAGAGACUGUAGCUGGCUCCUUUCUAAAGUGUCAUGAUCAGCACAAUCAGCAGAAUGUCUCAGUGAUUACAGGAAGAAUGAUAGUUACAGGAAGAGGGCUUUUCCCUUCUAUUUCCCCUGUGACCCUGUGUUCCCGUCGCAGCCUGACAAACACCAUGGGUGUGUCCCAAAUAGCAUCCUAUUCCCUAUAUAGCACACUACUUUUGACCAAAGCCCAUAGGUUCUGGUCAAAAAAAGUAGUGCACUAUAUAGAGAAUAGGGUGCCACUUGGGACACAGCCAUUACCCGCACAGUCUGCAUUGUGCUGAAUGGAUAGUCUGCACUGUCGUCUCCAUAGCUUAUGAGAGGUGUGUGUAUAUGUGAAUGUAACCUGUGCUUCUCUUUGUCUGUCUCCUAGAUGCAGGGAGCAUAGAGUCCAUGCCCCUGAGGGACAGGAUGGCCAUGUACCAGGCUGCUGUGUCUAAAACAGAGGUGUUAUCCUCCUCAGUCAGCGUGAGUACCUGUCCUGUCCUUUACACUGUCCCGUACUCUGCUUCACUACCUGCCUGCCUGUGAUGGAAGAUCAUGUAAGACUGACCAUCAUGUCCAUGGUUACACCUGACUGAACUUGACUAGCCUCGUAAGGUACACUACCGGUCGAAAGUUUUAGAACACCUACUCAUUCAAGGGUUUUUCUAUAUUUUUACUAUUUUCUACAUUGUAGAAUAAUAGUGAAGACAUCAAAACUAUGAAAUAACACAUUGGAAUCAUGUAGUAACGAAGAAAGUGUUUAUCAAAUCAAAAUAUAUUUUAUAUUUGAGAUUCUUCAAAUAGCCAUCCUUUUCUUUGAUGACAGCUUUGCACAAUCUUUCCUUCUUAAUGUGUUUGAGUCAAUCAGUUGUGUUGUGACAAAGUAGGGGGGUAUACAGAAGAUAGCCCUAUUUGGUAAAAGACCAAGUCCAUAUUAUGGCAAGAACAGCUCAAAUAAGCAAAGAGAAAUGACAGUCCAUCAUUACUUUAAGACAUGAAGGUCAGUCAAUACGGAACAUUUCAAGAACUUUGAACGUUUCUUCAAGUGCAGUCGCAAAAACCAUCAAGCGCUAUGAUGAAACUGGCUCUCAUGAGGACCGCCACAGGAAUGGAAGACCCAGAAUUACCUGUGCUGCAGAGGAUAAGUUCAUUAGAGUUACCAGCCUCAGAAAUUGCAGCCCAAAUACACUACCGUUCAAAAGUUUGGGGUCACUUAGAAAUGUCCUUGUUUUCAAAAGAAAAGCAAUUUAUUUGUCCAUUAAAAUAACAUCAAAUUGAUCAGAAAUACAGUGUAGACAUUGUUAAUGUUGUAAAUGGCUAUUGUAGCUGGAAACAGCUGAUUCUUAAUGGAAUAUCUACAUAGGCGUACAGAGGCCCAUUAUCAGCAACUAUCAGUCCUGUGUUCCAAUGGCACGUUGUGUUUGCUAAUCCAAGUUUAUAAUUUUAAAAGGCUAAUUGAUCAUUAGAAAACCCUUUUGCAAUUAUGUUAGCACAGCUGAAAACUGUUGUGCUGAUUAAAGAAGCAAUAAAACUGGCCUUCUUGAGACUAGUUGAGUAUCUGGAGCAUCAGCAAUUGUGGGUUCGAUUACAGGCUCAAAAUGGCCAGAAACAAAUAACUUCUGAAACUCGUCAGUCUAUUCUUGUUCUGAGAAAUGAAGGCUAUUCAAUGCGAGAAAUGUACAACAUUAACAAUGUCUACACUGUAUUUCGGAUCAAUUUGAUGUAAUUUUAAUGGACAAGAAAAUUGCUUUUCUUUCGAAAACAAGGACAUUUCUAAGUGACCCCAAACUUUUGAACGGUAGUGUAAAUGCUUCACAGAGUUCAAGUAACAGACACAUCUCAACAUCAACUGUUCAGAGGAGACUGUGUGAAUCAGGCCUUCAUGGUCGAAUUGCUGCAACAAAAACACUACUAAAGGACACCAAUAAGAAGAAGAGACUUGCUUGGGCCAAGAAACACGAGCAAUGGACAUUAGACCGGUGGAAAUAUGUCCUUUGGUCUGGGGUCCAAACUGGAGAUUUUUGGUUCCAACCGCCGUGUCUUUGUGAGACGUGGUGUGGGUGAACGGAUGAUCUCCACAUUUGUAUUUCCCACCGUAAAGCAUGGAGGUGUUAUGGUGUGGGGGUGCUUUGCUGGUGACACUGUCUGUGAUUUAUUUAGAAUUCAAGGCACACUUAACCAGCAUGGCUACCACAGCAUUCUGCGUGCGAUACACCAUCCCAUCUGGUUUGGGCUUAGUGGGACUAUCAUUUGUUUUUCAACAGGACAAUGACCCAACACACCUCCAGGCUGUGUAAGGGCUAUUUUACCAAGAAGGAGAGUGAUGGAAUGCUACAUCAGAUGACCUGGCCUCCACAAUCCCCCGACCUCAACCAAAUUGAGAUUGUUUGGUAUGAGUCGGACCACAGAGUGAAGGAAAAGCAGCCAACAAGUGCUCAGCAUAUGUGGGAACUCCUUCAAGACUGUUGGAAAAGCAUUCAAGGUGAAGCUGGUUGAGAGAAUGCCAAGAGUGUGCAAAGCUGUCAUCAAGGCAAAGGGUGGCUAUUUGAAGAAUCUCAAAUAUAAAAUAUAUUUUGAUUUGUUUCACACUUUUUCGGUUACUACAUGAUUCCAUAUGUGUUAUUUCAUAGUUUUGAUGUCUUCACUAUUAUUCUACAAUGUAGAAAAUAGUAAAAAUAUAGAAAAACCCUUGAAUGAGUAGGUGUUCUAAAACUUUUGACCGGUAGUGUAUAACGAUCCUGAAGUCUUGCGAGCUUCCAUUCUGUUUGAGAAACGAGAGCGCAGCGGGUCAUGGUGGUCUUGGAUCAGGCUAGAACUUACUUAUUUUAUUAUUUUUCAUUUUUUUACAUUUUAGUCAUUUAGCAGACACUCUUAUCCAGAGCGACAUACUUUUUUUUUUUUCAUACUUGAACCCAAAGUAAGAACAUUGGGCCAGAAACUGUCAGUUGCGGGUUACAUUUCCCAACUCUAAAACAAGUCCCUGUUUUUCUCUCUCUGACAGAGUGAUCAGCUGGACUCUGACCUCUGCAGCAGCAGCAAACAGAAGGAGAAUGUACCCCCAGACAGUGUGGACAUGGUGAGGGAUUGUGUUCUCCUGUGUGUGUGUGUGUGUGUGUGUGUGUGUCUGAAACAUCUCUAAAUCACCACCUCUCCCUCUUCUCUCAGGGUCUGGACUCAGAGCCCAACAGUAGGAAAGCCUCUUCCACAGAGAGCAAUGGUAACUAAUUUGGUCCUCCACUGCAUUUAACCAGAGCUACAGUAUAUUCUUGUCUGUCAUUAUUUAUGUCUCCUCUAUAUGUUUCAGUUUGUGAAUGUUAGAUCAGUAUAUUCAUAACAGCUCCCUCUGGUGUCCAGUGUGUGCCAUUAUUGAUUUUAGUCUCAUCAUAUCACAGCAGGCUCCAGUACCGGCACCUCCUCUGUAUCCUCGAACCAGAAGGAUCAAGCUCAGCCCAAGACCUCCAGGGUGAAUUCAACAGACCCUUUUCUGUAUUUGUCUCAGAGCAAUUGCCAAACCAACCAUUCAAUCUCCUAACCAGCCUUGAAUGCCUCUCUUUAUUUUGUGGUGUGUACAGAGCUUCUGCUUGCCUGCACGGGAGAGUUGUGUGUCAUGUCAGAAGACAGUCUACCCUCUAGAGCGUCUGGUAGCCAACCAAAAGGUCUACCACAACACCUGUUUCAGAUGCUCCCACUGCAACACCAAACUCAGGUGAGGGGAUAGGACGGGACAGACACCAUGCAGCAUGGCAUUUUUUAUUUGUUAAAACAUCUGUUAAUCUCACUAUUAGUGGAUUUUAUAUUGUCUUUAGGUCCACAGUCUUGUUCCUCUUGAAUUAAGGAUCAGGGUUUAUGCUGCGUGAUUCAAAAUAAAUAUUGAAUGUGUUGUUUGUCUCCCUCUGCUGGCCAGCCUGGGGACCUACGCCUCUCUGCACAGCCACGUCUACUGCAAGCCUCACUUCUGCCAGCUGUUCAAGGCCAAGGGCAACUAUGACGAGGGCUUCGGCCUGCGCCCUCACAAGGAGCUGUGGGAGACCAAAGGAGAGAGUGGGGCUGGGGAGGAACACGGGACAGAGCAGACUAGCAAGGCCACCUCCUUCUCCAAAGACAAGCUGAAGAAGUGCGCCUCUACAGGCACGCUGUUGAUCAGUCCAGCGGUAGAGGAGUCUCCACUGGCCAAGGUCAACGUGGUGACAGCCUCCCUGGAGACCCGCGCCCAGAGUUCAGCAGAGAAGGACAAGCCAGUGGAAACACGUCGGCUGAAGAUUUCCUGGCCCCCCCGCACUGAAGGAGACGGAGAGGUUGGUAACAUUGGGGCCAGCCCCACCGGGAAACCAUCCCGUGCUAAGUGGCCCCCAGAGGGUGACUCAGCCUUCCCCGACCAAAGCCCAGAGUCCACCGAACGCUCCACGCUCUGCAGGAGCGCCUCCCUCAAGGAGCGUAGCCGACCCUUUUCAUUGGCCAGCGCCUCCCAUGCUCCCGCCCCUGCUGCCAGUCAGACAGCCAAUCCUGAGCCAGAGCCACUGGAGAGGAGGAGCUCAUUCGAGGACAGGGAGCCUGAACUGGCCUCCAGCCCUGAGGAACAGAGCAUGGAGGACCGGGAACAACCAGACAGCCUGUCACCUGACUACCACACGCCUUCUGACGACAGCUACGUGGACGUCCACACCAGCUCUGAGGAAGAGGGGAUGAAGGGGAGAGUCGCACCUCUGAAAGAAGACCACCACGAAUUACUAGAAGCAAACCAAGAACAGGGAGCAGAGAAUGACGGGGAGGAGAAGAUGGGGGGAGAAGAAGAGGGAGCAGGGUUACUUUCUCAAAACUGCCAGACUGCCUCGUCAGAGAUCGCCACGCCCCCCUCGUCUCCGGAGACUGAGCCUAUGUCCAAGACCAACCACACGUCUCAGGAUGUGGGCUUCUGGAAUGGCGAGGAGGCCGUGUCUGUAGAGGAGAUGAUUAAGAUGAACCGCUACUAUGAGGACGAGGAGGACUGA